Molecule: messenger RNA, 3601 nt
Organism: Heteronotia binoei (common prickly gecko)
Lineage: Eukaryota; Metazoa; Chordata; Lepidosauria; Squamata; Gekkonidae
Gene: ZBTB40
Product: zinc finger and BTB domain containing 40
Exons: 16
Coding region: 238-3561 (1107 amino acids)
Biological process (GO): regulation of transcription by RNA polymerase II
Cellular component (GO): nucleus
Molecular function (GO): RNA polymerase II cis-regulatory region sequence-specific DNA binding; protein binding; DNA-binding transcription factor activity, RNA polymerase II-specific
Source: RefSeq, a predicted model, not a curated record
CCGACUUCCUGUAAUGGUUGGCCAAGAGCGAACUCCGGUCGCAAACGCUCGCGUCGCAAACGUGCUCGGGGCGGCCCUUGCGAGGCCUUGAAGAUAGGCGGCGAGCAAAAGGGGAGGGAGCUUCCGAAGGGUCGCUUUUUCUUAGUCCUGGCGAGAUUGGAUCUUGUCGUCCUCCCUCCCAGGAGGAUUUGUUUGAAAUGAUGUGAAAAACGAAGAUUUCCAGCCAGCCAGCUAACCAUGGAGCUUCCAAACUAUAGCCAGCAACUGCUUCGACAGCUGUACGCUUUCUGCCAGGAACAGCAGUUCUGCGACUGUAGCGUCUUGGUUGGAGAAUCCCAUUUCCGAGCACACAAGCUUGUGCUGGCAGCAGCCAGUCUCUUGUUGAAAUCCCUGCUGGAAAGCACAGAUACGAUCUCUAUUGAUGCAUCUGUGGUGGCCCCGGAUGACUUUGCCCUGCUGCUAGAGAUGAUCUAUACAGGCAAACUGCCCCUUGGGAAGCACAAUUUCAGCAAGGUCAUCUCUGUGGCGGACAAUCUACAGAUGUUUGACGUGGCUGUCAGCUGCAAAGCCCUCCUCAGGGACCUCCUACACUGCUCAAACCAAGACCAUGCUGGGAGGGACUUCUCCGUUCAGACAGUUGGUGCGUCUAGUGAAAGCAGUGCUAUUUCUAACUCUUCACAAGCUGCAGUGCUUGAUGCCAAAGCUGCAGUGGACUCACAGCCCUCUGUAAGAGUUUCUUCUUGUUCUGCAGACUCUGUCAAAAUACAAGGACAGAAUACGAGUUCAACCUUGACUCAUGAAGAAGCUGUGGAUCAGGAGACACUUCCCAAUUCUUGUAGCCAGCAUUCUGAAAUUUGCCUAGGACAGUGUCCCAGUGGAAAGGGGAUCUGCAAGAGAAGGGAGAGCACAGAGCCCCCAGAAGAGAGGGGCAUGGCUGAAGGUGCAGGAGGUUCAGGAGAGGAGAAGAUCAUAGCUGCUCUGCUUCUGGCAAGGAAGGAAGAGCUUGUUCAGAAUGUGACUGAGUUGCAGCCCAUCCAAGAUCUCUUGGAAAAAGCAGAGGAGGAUUUGCUUCCUGAGGCUGAAAAGCAGAUGAUUCUGGGCUGUUGUCAGAACAGCUCACCAAAGGAGGCUGUGGAGAAUCUGAUCAAGGCGGUGGUGGAGGAGAAAACCCUGAAAGCUGGGAGCCUCCUCAAACUUCUGCUUGCCCUGAAAGAUUCAUUCCCCAACUUACAUCGUGUGCUGAACAACUGGGACCUGGCAGCAGCUGAAUCUAAUGGAACAGCCAGGUGGAAUCUUGAAGCCUGUGGGAAGGACCUCUUGAGACGCCACCGAGCCACUCUUGCCGAAUUUGUUGUCGACCCCCAGCUGUUGCAGAAAGGGCUCUCUGCGGUGCAGCAUCUAGCAGCUGGAAACCGAGAGGUGAUGGAGAAGAUUACAACAGAUGUAGCCAGGUCCAAGGUGCUUGCUGCAUUGGCCUCUGCAGUCCUGGAAGAAGAGACUCUUCCAGCAAUAGCUAUUUGGAAGGUGUUGCUGGCACUGCAAGGUGAGGAGUCACCUCUGAAGCAGUUCCUGGAGGAGGUGCAGAAGGAAGCCGAUGCUGACCUCUUCUUCCAAGCCGUGGGCUCUAGCGUUGGCAUUGUCACAGAAAUAAUACUGCAGCAUCGCGAGCUGAUCUCUGAGGCCCUUCGGCGGCAAGCAGAGCUUGCGGGGUUACCACCGGCAGAAGCAGACCUGGCCAAAGCAGUGGAUGAGCUGCUGAACCUUGACCCACAGGAGGGGACCCCCCAGGCCUCCUGGAAAGCAGCUCUGAGCAGUGCCCUGGGCAAAUCCAUUCCUGCCGACCAGGUCUGCCAGCUCCUCCGCAGCACUCAGGGGUUUUUUCCAGGCCUGCAGCCCGUCAUGCAGGAACUGCGGCAGGCAGGCCUGUUGAUGGAAGGCCAAGGAGGGGAGGCCGACGUCCAGCGAUGGCCGGCGGAAAAGGAGUCCCAGCUGGAAGACGUGGGCCAAGAAGAAGAGCAGAAGGCUGAGCUUGAUGUGCCGCCCGAGGGGGCAGCCCCAAAGAGGAGCUUCACCUGCAAGGCCUGCCGGAAGAGCUUCCGCUUCUACUGCCGCCUCCAAGUACAUGAGAAACGCUGCCGUGUUGCUAGUCAGAAUCAAGACCCCUGCAAGGACUGCAGCGAGACAAGGGCAUCCAGGAAGGAGAAUGAGAAAUGCCCCCCAGACACUCCAGGCCCUGCCUCUAGGAAGAAGAAGAAAAAGCGCCUCCCUGUGGCUUGUGACAUCUGCGGCCGGGAAUUUGCUCACGCCUCAGGGAUGCAGUACCACAGACUGACGGAGCACUUUGAUGAGAAGCCCUUCUCCUGUGAUGAGUGCGGAGCCAAAUUUGCUGCCAACUCCACGCUGAAGAACCACCGGCGCUUGCACUCUGGGGACCGGCCCUUCGUCUGCAAGCACUGCCGGAGCGCUUUCUCACAGGCUUCGGCCCUUGCCUACCAUACCAAAAAGAAACAUGCAGAAGGAAAGAUGUACGCCUGCCAGUACUGUGCCGCCGUCUUCGCACAGUCUAUUGAGCUGUCCCGCCACGUGCGCACCCACACCGGUGACAAGCCCUAUGUGUGCAGGGAGUGCGGGAAGGGCUUUCGCCAAGCCAACGGCCUCUCCAUUCAUCUUCGUUCCUUCCACAACAUCGACGAUCCCUACGAUUGCAAGAAGUGCCAGAUGAGCUUCCCCACCCUGCAGGAACACCGCAAGCACAUCCACACGGCCCACGCCAGGGAGUACCACCCGUGCCCAACGUGCGGGAAGGUCUUCAGCGCACCAUCCCUGCUGGAACGCCACCUGGUCAUCCACGUCGGGGGGAAGCCCUUCAGUUGCCAGAUCUGCGACAAAGCUUACCAGCAGUUGUCGGGGCUGUGGUACCACAAUCGGACCCAUCACCCAGAUAUCUUCGCAGCCCAGAACCACCGUUCGUCCAAGUUCUCCAAGUUACAGUGUAGCUCUUGUGAUAAAACUUUUCUCAGCAGCACAGCCUACAGAGAACAUGCCAAGGAAGAACAUGCAGAUGCGGUGUUCCAUGAGCGUGAGCAGUGCGGGGGUUUCUUGCAGGAGGCUCACGUGAAACGGCAAGCCGUAGGGUCCCAGCCGUUCCUCUGUCCGCACUGUUCGACUUCCUUCCACCUCCAGGAGGCGCUCCAGCACCACGUGGCCACAGAACACCCCACACAAGCAGAACCAUCCCUCGGCUGUGGGCUGUGCGGGGAGCUCUUUACUGGGCAGGAGCAGCUGGAGGAGCACUGUGGGGCCGAGCGCCCCAAAGUGGUGUUUGCAGACUCGCAAGUCCCCGCAGCCCAUAUAGUGCAAGUGAUUCAGGCACCGGAGCAGAUGAUCGCUCUCGCUGAGUCAGAGCUUACCAGCUCCCAUGUGUUCCUGACGCUGCCGGAUGCCCAGGGAUACCAAGGUAGACCCGAGCUGGUGACGGUGACCAUGGAAGAAUUGCUGGAUGAGAAAGUGACUUUGAUCUGCAAAGGAGCUGAAGCAGGGAGGGCCGGGAAACCCAUCUGAAAAGCUGCCUUUGGCAAGAAGAGCCUUGAAGUGCUCUAGA